This is a messenger RNA of Trichechus manatus latirostris (Florida manatee), 670 nucleotides long. It is a transcript of the gene RAB17, whose product is annotated as RAB17, member RAS oncogene family. NCBI's taxonomy places the organism in Eukaryota, Metazoa, Chordata, Mammalia, Sirenia, Trichechidae. Gene Ontology annotation, molecular function: GTPase activity; GTP binding. The record is from RefSeq and is a predicted model, not a curated record. The coding region runs from base 18 to 662 and encodes 214 amino acids. Gene Ontology annotation, biological process: vesicle-mediated transport. Gene Ontology annotation, cellular component: endosome. The transcript has 6 exons.
AAGGCGCUGCACAGGGCAUGGCACAGGCAGACAGGACCCCGCAACCUGGGGCCAGCUUGAGCCCACCCCGCGUCUUCAAGCUGGUUCUCCUGGGAAGUGGCUCUGUGGGCAAGUCCAGCCUGGCUCUCCGGUACGUCAAGAACGACUUCAAGAGCAUCCUGCCCACUGUGGGAUGCGCCUUCUUCACGAAGGUGGUGCACAUGGAGUCCGCCUCCCUCAAGUUUGAGAUCUGGGACACGGCCGGCCAGGAGAAGUACCACAGCGUCUGCCACCUCUACUUCCGGGGUGCCAACGCCGCGCUGCUGGUGUAUGACAUCACCAGCAAGGAUUCCUUCCUCAGGGCUCGACACUGGCUGAAGGACCUGGAGAGCGAGUUCCUGCCAGGGGAAGUCGUGGUGAUGCUGGUCGGCAACAAGACGGACCUCAGUGAGGCGCGCGAGGUGACCUUUGAGGAGGGGAAGGAGUUUGCCGAGAGCAAAAAGCUGCUCUUUAUGGAAGCCUCGGCCAAGCUGAACCACCAGGUGACUGAGAUCUUCGACGCUGUGGCCCAAGAGCUACUGCAAAGAGAAGAGAGGGUGGACCCAACGCAGAGGGGGGACCCCCGGCUGACUCUGAACCAGGCCCCCCACCCAGGCAGGCAGGCCAAAUGCUGCGCCCGCUAGAAGCAGCC